UAACAAUUUUACCGGUUCCUACUAAGCGCUAGCCGUUUCACUCGCGCAUGCGCACUGCAGACCACGGGGCCGCAGGAGAUCAGAGCUGCACUCCAGAUCAAGCACAGGGGCGCCAUCAUGAGUGCCAAAAUUAACAUAGACGCCUCAGCCAAAGAGGUUGACGGCCCUCCUUUGGCUCCUCCCACCUCCUCACCCAGUGAAACAGUCUUCAUCUGUGGGACUGACAUUGCUGUGAAAAAGGCUCGACCUCCGCCGCACACCACCACGACCACCACCUUGCUCCUCCCAGCUGCAGUGCCUGGACACCAAAAAGUGGAGGUGACUCCAACUAUUGCGGUGGGUGAAUCCAGUAAAGCACCCAGGUCCAAUGAGACAAUCGCACCCACCCUGACCGCACAAGUGGGAGGAGCCUGCAGCAUCGUUCAUGUCCUGGAAUGGAAGGAAGGCAUGGCGAUUCUUCCGAGCAGCAACCUAAAGUUCUGUGUCAGCGAUGUGGGAACACUGAGCACUCUGAUCGCCCCGGGGACCACCACCAGCACCACAGAACCUGCAGCAGUCGCAGCUGCAGGCACUUCAGGGAGUUUGACCAAUGCAGAAGUCUCUUCAACAGACAAGCCAGAGUGUCUACAUCCACCCCCAGAAGUGUCUGUUCCGCUCUCUGUCGACCGAGCGCUGGAGCCAGAGAGGUUACUGCAGAUCAAACCUGAUGUCCAGAUCACUCCGAGCCAGCAGAACCAUGACCCCCGAGCUCAGCGGGCCUAUGCGGAGGAGUUGCGCAGAGACAACAUCACUGAGAAGAGGAUUCUCGGAGUGGAAAAGGUUCCAGCAGGCGGCAGAAUGUCCGCCCUUCACCUCGAUCACAUGAAGCCCAUGAGGAAGAGGAAGAGGAAGGACUACAUGAGUCCUUCGGAGGAAGACUCCGAUGUUGAGGGCAUGGAUGACAAAAUGGAUGAUUCCAAAGCAGACAGUCGACACUUCAGAGGAGGAGGAGACAGCAAGACAGAGCUCUGGACCUGGUCACAGUAUCUGGAGGAAACAAAGUCAGUAGCUGCUCCAGUCCAGCUUUUUCAAGAGACACAAAGAGUGCCAACGGUGAAAAACGGUUUCAAACAAGGCAUGAAACUUGAAGGGAUUGACCCUCAGCAUCCGUCCAUGUACUUCGUUCUCACUGUGGCUGAGGUGUGUGGUUACCGGCUGCGUCUCCAUUUUGACGGCUACUCUGACUGCCACGACUUUUGGGUCAAUGCAAACUCUCCAGACAUCCACCCUGCUGGCUGGUGUGAGAGCACCGGACACAAGUUGCAAACUCCCAAAGGCUGCAAAGAGGAAGAGUUCACUUGGACGAACUACCUGAGAAUGACUAAAGCACAAGUGGCUCCCAAGGAAGUCUUUGCGAGUCCGGGAAGGAUGGAUGUGAAUUGUGGCUUCGAAAUAGGAAUGAAGCUGGAGGCUGUGGACCGGAUGAACCCUUCUCUCAUCUGUGUAGCCACCAUCACGGAUGUUGUUGAUGGUCGCUUCCUCGUUCACUUUGACAACUGGGAUGACACCUAUGACUAUUGGUGUGACACCAGCAGUCCCUAUAUUCACCCGAUCGGCUGGUGUAACGAAAGAAACUUGCCGCUCACGCCGCCGCAAGAUUAUCCCGACCAAGCCUUGUUCUCCUGGUCUCACUACCUGCAGGAGACUGGAGCUAAGGCUGUGGCUCCUGAGGCGUUCAACGUGCGCCCCCCUCACAAUUUCCAACCGCAGAUGAAGCUGGAAGCCGUCGACAAGAGGAGUCCGGGUUUGAUCCGCGUGGCCACAGUGGAGGAGGUGGAGACCCACAGAAUCAAGGUCCACUAUGAUGGCUGGAGUCAUGUCUAUGAUGAGUGGAUGGACUCGGAUCACCCUGACAUCCACCCAGCAGGCUGGUGUGAGGCCACAGGCCACCCACUCAAGGUUGCGCCCCGGGACUCCAGCGCAGUUCCAUCUCAUGGUCAAAGAGAGAUUCCUGCCGCCCCCCAGCCCACCUACCCCUCCUCAGUUCCCUAUAAACCCAUCAGCCAACACAGAACCAACAAGUACAGUUUCCACAACAGGAAGUGUCCCACACCGGGCUGUGAUGGCACGGGUCAUGUGACAGGACGCUUUACUGCCCACCACUGCAUAUCUGGCUGCCCGCUGGCUGAGCGGAACCAAGGCCGGCUGAAAGCGGACCUGUCCGACUCUGAGUGUAAACGGAACCUGUUCUUCGGUCAGAGGAGCAAGAAGACACACUACCGCGGCAGAAUUGGCCGUCCUCCCAAGUGCAGGAAGACUCAGCAGAGAGACUAUCAAGACAUGUCCUCAGAAGGAGUGUACCCGUCUCUGUUCAUGUCGGCACUGAGCGGUCAGUCCGACAGAACCUUAUCUCUCUGCUGGGAGCAGCAUUGUAAGCUGUUGCCCGGUGUGCAGGGCAUUUACGCCAGCCAGGUGGCAGCGUGGAGCGUUGAAGAGGUCUUCAAGUUUGUGCAAAACCUAAUCGGCUGUGAAGACCAAGCUCGGCUCUUUAAAGAUGAGAUGAUCGAUGGCGAAGCCUUCCUGCUGCUCACUCAGGCUGACAUUGUCAAGAUCAUGAGCAUCAAGCUGGGCCCCGCACUCAAGAUCUCCAACGCCAUCCUCAUGUUCAAGAGCACAGAUGAGGGUCUCAUGUGAUGAACCCCCAUGUCGCCAACACCUCAGUCAUCGUGUGCCAAAUUCCAUUCUGUUGCAGGGAGAAGACCCUGAUCCUUUCAUGUGUUCGGUGUCCUGUGCCCAUCAGAGAGACAAGGUUCAGCAAGAGGAAGUGUUUUAGGGAAAUACCUCCAGGUUUGCCAGGUUAGGACAGACUGAGGGAAGUUAUGUGCUUGUUUUGUCAUCACUGGUUCAUGUUUACGCCUCCUGCAGCACACUAACAUGCCAGUCCUUGAAAUUAAAGGUGUACUCAACACAAAGGCUUUCACCUCAUCUUAUCAGCUCAUUAAAUCUGUGCUGUGUGACACAAGAAAUGUCGGCACAAGUGGGGACCGAGGUUAAAAUAGUUUUGGCAUUUUCAAUUCAUUUUCAUUUUUAUUUCAUUUUUAGAGUGGGUCAUCCUGUUGGUCACCCUGCUGGAUGAAGUGCCAUGAUUGAGUGACGUUGGAAGUGCGUUAUCUCUAUUCAGUACACAACGACUCCCACUAUCAAACCAGCGAUAGUUUUGUUGGUUGGUUCCUCCCCAGUCUGGAACUGGAACUGAUCAGUGUGCGCUGUUGAAAGCUCCGUGGAGAAGUUAAAAAACGUCAUGUUGAAGAAGCCAUCUCUUGUUGUUGUGGAUGGAAGAGGAUCAUAGUUAGAUUUUGCUGCAGGAGGUCGCUAUAGAGACGAGCACAUGUGGAGUCAGAAGUGUUGAUGCAGUUAAAGAGAGUGGAGCUCUUGCAAGCUUCAUGUUUUGUGCAAUAAAAAAUGAAGUACUGUUGAGGUUCAUCACUGCGUUGUGUUAAAAGACGAUGGGUGGUCUGUAAAUCGUGGCGAAAGAGAAGUUUGUUUUGUUUUUACAUGCACAGAAAUGUAUUUUUUUGUGGUUAGAUGUCAGCACAACUAAAUCCCGUCAGGAAAUCUGCACUGACAUUUCCUCAGUUGGACGCUAGAGGGCGUUGAUGUUCACAACUUCACAGGUGAAUCGUUUACACGCAUUGAUAGGCGAUAAUCGGAUAUGAUUUAUUGAAAUGAUCUCACUGGAAUGUCUCAAGGGCUCUCGGAUUAUUGUGUUCAUGUGUCUCUCUGGUGGGAUUUGUGAGUGUGUAUGAAGAUUUUGAAUCACAAAUAUCAUUGGAGCCAUGUGUAUCAAUAAAUGUCCCAAGUGGUGAUUGCAAGUUUGUCGGAUCACAGCAGUG
Molecule: messenger RNA, 3872 nt
Organism: Synchiropus splendidus (mandarinfish)
Lineage: Eukaryota; Metazoa; Chordata; Actinopteri; Syngnathiformes; Callionymidae
Gene: l3mbtl1
Product: L3MBTL histone methyl-lysine binding protein 1
Exons: 22
Coding region: 118-2673 (851 amino acids)
Biological process (GO): regulation of DNA-templated transcription
Cellular component (GO): nucleus
Molecular function (GO): protein binding; zinc ion binding
Source: RefSeq, a predicted model, not a curated record